Larimichthys crocea (large yellow croaker) is the source of this 1633-nucleotide messenger RNA. RefSeq names its product glycine-rich cell wall structural protein. NCBI's taxonomy places the organism in Eukaryota, Metazoa, Chordata, Actinopteri, Sciaenidae. The coding region runs from base 192 to 1295 and encodes 367 amino acids. The record is from RefSeq and is a predicted model, not a curated record. The transcript is spliced from 15 exons.
GAAGUCUGGGUUCCGCUUCCACUCAGGUACAGAGGCCAAGAGACUAUGAUUCAUCUAGCCAACAAAAUCCACGGACACGAAACUGCGGAUCGACUAGUGAUUUGUCAGAUGUAUUGAAGAUUAACCGCCAUGAGCUUUUGGGUUCAGAAUCACAGAGGAGUCGAGGCUUAGAGCAUCAGCCUCAUGUUGGUAUGGAUAGCAAACAUCUUGGACGGGCAACUCCACGAGCACAAGGAGAGAGAACCUAUCGACUGCCUCGUUUACAAGAUGUGAGAGGCAAUAUAUUCUCUCUUCCACAGGGUCAGGCUACUAGAGACUAUUUAUCUGCUGUAGCAGAUGGGCAGGGUGUCAAAGACCUUGGGCUUGUGGCUAAAGACAAAAACGGGCCUAGAAGCCGCGGGACUGUUACUGUAGAAAACCACGACUAUCGUGGUUCUCUUCAAGUACAAGAAAGGGGAAGUUAUGGACCAGUGAUCCCAGGUGCAAGUGGAACCCAAAGUUUAGGCGUCACCACGGAAGAAAGGCAGGAAGGUAAAGGGUUUACUGCUGAUGAUCAGGAAGCAAAACACCUUUCCCAUGCCGAACAUGAAGUCAUAAAGCCUAAAGCUCUCAGUAUCCCAGGACAGACUGGGAGGGAUACCCAGGCAACAAGUUUCAUUGGUGGAGCAGGAAACUAUCCGGGAGCGAGCCUGGGCACUGGGGGCUAUGGAGCAGGUGUGGGACAGGGAGCAUACCUGGGUGGUGCAGCUGGCAAACUCGCUGCUGCUGCUGCUGCUGCUAAUGGACAGGGUGGGUAUCCCCAAGGUGUUGCAGGGAUGUUACCCGGCUAUGGCGACGGAGCAACAGGAUACCUGGGUGCUUUGGCAGGAAAUGGCUACGGUGGAGAUGCUGGUGCAAAAUCUUUGUCACCAGGUUAUGGGAAUGGUUACAGCGACGGUUACGGGGCUGCUCUCAAUACAGGAGGCUAUGCUGGACAGGUCCAGGGAGCGUAUGGAGCACUCGGUGCAGGACUGGAAUCAACUGCUGGCAAAUAUGUAGGAGGAGGUGCUCAGGUUCCUUAUGGUAAUGCUCCAGUGAUUCCUGCUGGACUGGAAGCUGAUGGUGGCUACCCGUACGCUGCUCAGCAGCUCGGCCUCGGUGCUGAAAGCGCCAAAACCGCCAACAAAUACGGAGCUGCUGCAGGAUAUGGAGCUCAGCAAACAGGUUAUGGUGCACAGCUAGGAGCAACUCAAGAUGCCUUGGGAGAGCAAGCUGGCAAAUACACUGGGGUGAAUGGAAAUGGAUACAAAGGCUAAUUCAAACGACCUGGACUUCUUCAAGUGGAUCAUUUCCAUGAUGUGUCCAGUGUAAUAUGUUUUUAAAGCUUUUUGUGUGUUUCCCUCUCUUGUGUCCUGUUGUGUUGUCUGUUUUGUCUUCUCCUAACCCCUUUAAGUGGACCUUUGCUAUCCAUGUCUGUUUGUCUUGUCAGUCCAAAACCUACAGUGCCCCACCAGUGUCUUAUUUUGUCAAUACUGAAAAAAAUGGUGGUGAUUGAUGAACAUAAAUAGAUGUUGAAGUGCAAGAAAAUUGUCUCUAUGUUUUAAAAUAAAUAUUAAAAUGAUGAUUUUACUGUUUGAAUUCAAUAAAUUAUAUG